CAUCCACCUGUCCCUACUAGCAUGUGUUCCAUGCUGUGAGGUCUACCUAGAGAACACAUCCAUGCCUCUUCUAAUCAUUUUGAUUCUCAGUUUUCUUAAGCUGGGGUCAGGUCAGUGGCAGGUGACUGGACCAGACCAGCAUGUCCAAGUCUUGAUUGGGGAGGAUGCUGUGUUCACCUGUUUCCUGUCUCCUGAGACAAGUGCAGAAACCAUGGAAGUGCGGUUCUUCAAGAAUGAGUUUUCUACUCUGGUUCAUCUUUACAAGGAUGGGAAAGACAAGAAUGAAGUGCAGACAGCAGACUAUAAAGGGAGAACUGAAUUGGUUAAAAACUUCAUGGCGGUGGGCCAUGUCUCCCUGAAGCUGAAAAAUGUCACUACUUUGGAUGCUGGUCUAUAUGGUUGUUUGUUCAGCUCUGAAGCUUACUACCAAGAUGCUCUCUGGGAACUGCAGGUGUCAGCACUUGGUUUAUCCCCCCUGGUUUCUAUUAUGGGGAAAGUUGGCAGCAACAUCCAACUACUCUGCAAGUCUUCAGGCUGGUUUCCUCAGCCCACAGUAAAGUGGAAAAAUUCUCAAGGACAUGAUUUUCCCUCAGACUCCAAGGUGAACGUAGGCACAAAUGGUCUGUUUGAUGUUGAGAGCUCCAUUGUAGUCCAAGAAAAUACCGGGAGCAUAUCUUGUUCCAUCCAGCAUCCUUAUGAGAAACGACAGGAGGACUUUAGAAUACUGAUAAAAGACACCUUUUUCCAGUCUUCACCCUUGAACCUGGUUUAUAUUUUGCUGGGAGUAAUCUGCUUGGUCUGUAUCAUUAUCAUCAGUGCAAUGACUUACUGCAUCAAACGUAUGAGUAAGUAAAAGAGAAUAAAAGAACAAAUAUGUGGUGUUUUCAAAAUUCCAGUGGAGUCAAAUUAAGUAUCACCUAACAGACUUGUUCUUGAUGCCCUGUACAAUAAAAAUUCAUCUCCUGGAACACAGAUACCACAGUCCUCUCCCACUCUACGUCAGCACAAAAGGAUUUUGCCCUUUGAGAAAUACCAGCUCCCAUCAGGCUCUUUCUAGCAAAAUGAAUACAAUUAUCAGUGGGAGAACUAUUUUUAGUUUCCUCAUAGCUCAUACAAAUUAUUUAAUUCUUUUUUAUGUUUCUUUACUAUUAUUUGACAGGAUAAAAAUAAAUUGAUAGGGAGAGGAGGAUAGACAGACAGAGAGGAACUUGCAUCACUGCUUCACUGCUAGUG
Messenger RNA from Erinaceus europaeus (western European hedgehog), 1233 nucleotides. Its product is annotated as butyrophilin-like protein 8. The coding region runs from base 62 to 853 and encodes 263 amino acids. Gene Ontology annotation, molecular function: signaling receptor binding. Gene Ontology annotation, biological process: T cell receptor signaling pathway; regulation of cytokine production. Gene Ontology annotation, cellular component: external side of plasma membrane. NCBI's taxonomy places the organism in Eukaryota, Metazoa, Chordata, Mammalia, Eulipotyphla, Erinaceidae. The transcript is spliced from 4 exons. The record is from RefSeq and is a predicted model, not a curated record.